Messenger RNA from Polyodon spathula (Mississippi paddlefish), 1865 nucleotides. RefSeq names its product negative elongation factor complex member C/D (gene nelfcd). The coding region runs from base 120 to 1859 and encodes 579 amino acids. NCBI's taxonomy places the organism in Eukaryota, Metazoa, Chordata, Actinopteri, Acipenseriformes, Polyodontidae. Gene Ontology annotation, biological process: negative regulation of transcription elongation by RNA polymerase II. Gene Ontology annotation, cellular component: NELF complex; nucleus. The record is from RefSeq and is a predicted model, not a curated record. The transcript is spliced from 15 exons. Gene Ontology annotation, molecular function: RNA binding.
ACGUAUGUCAAAGGCGCCGAGUUCUGCACAGCCCCAGUGAGACAAGAGGCACGGAAAGCGGAUACAAGAGUAUUGUUAAUUGUUUUGUUUUUAAAGUAAACUUUUAGCGUGUUAUAACAAUGGAAGAAGACUAUUAUCACAGCUCGGCAGAGUGGAACGGGCAAGACGGAUCUCUGGACGAUGGGUACGUGGACGGGGAGGCUGAUGGGAAGAUUCAGGACGAAUGUAUGCAGAAGUUCUCCAGCCGGGAUUAUAUCAUGGAACCCAGCAUCUUUACCUCCUUAAAGACAUACUUCCAGGCUGGUGGGUCCCCAGAACGUGUUAUCCAGCUUCUGUCUGAGAACUACACCGCAGUGGCACAGACUGUCAACCUGCUGGCAGAGUGGCUCAUUCAGAUGGGAGUGGAGCCGGCCCAGGUUCAGGAGAGAGUGGAGAACCACCUGAAAACCCUGCUGAUAAAACACUUCGACCCUCAGAAGGCUGACUCCAUCUUCACAGUGGAGGGAGAGACCCCUGCGUGGCUGGAGCAGAUGAUUGCUCACACGACCUGGCGAGAUCUCUUCUACAAGCUAGCUGAAGCUCACCCAGACUGCUUGAUGUUAAACUUCACUGUCAAGCUCAUCUCAGACGCUGGGUACCAAGGAGAAAUAACCAGCGUCUCCACAGCCUGCCAGCAGCUGGAGGUGUUCUCCAGAGUGCUGCGGACUUCGCUGGCCACUCUGCUGGACGGAGGAGAGGAGAACCUGGAAAAGAACCUCCCGGAGUUCACAAAGAUGGUGUGCCACGGGGAACACACCUACCUAUUUGCCCAGUCCAUGAUGUCAAUACUGGCCCAGGAGGAACAAGGAGGCUCUGCAGUGCGCAGGAUCGCUCAGGAGGUCCAGAAAUCUGCUCAUGAAAGGGGGCAUGAUGCCAGCCAGAUCACUCUGGCUCUAGGAACAGCCGCUGCCUACCCUCGUGCGUGCCAGGCACUCGGAGCCAUGCUGUCCAAAGGAGCCCUGAACCCGGCUGACAUCACCGUCCUCUUCAAGAUGUUCACCAGCAUGGACCCUCCCCCCGUGGAGCUGAUCCGGGUCCCAGCCUUCCUCGAUCUCUUCAUGCAGUCCCUCUUCAAACCAGGUGCGAAAAUCAACCAGGACCACAAGCACAAGUACAUCCACAUCCUCGCCUACGCAGCCAGUGUGGUGGAGACCUGGAAGAAGAACAAACGAAUGAACAUCAACAAGGACGAGCUGAAGUCCACCUCGAAGGCCAUUGAGACAGUCCAUAACCUGUGCUGCAAUGAGAACAAGGGGGCCACAGAGCUGGUGGCUGAGCUCAGCACACUGUACCAGUGCAUCAGGUUCCCAGUGGUGGCGAUGGGCGUGUUGAAGUGGGUUGACUGGACAGUUUCCGAGCCUCGCUAUUUCCAGCUCCAGACAGACCACACUCCUGUACACUUGGCCUUGUUGGAUGAGAUCAGUACCUGUCACCAGCUCCUGCACCCCCAGGUCCUGCAGCUCCUCAUCAAGCUCUUUGAGACGGAGCACUCGCAGCUCGACGUCAUGGAGCAGAUGGAGCUGAAGAAGACCCUGCUGGACAGGAUGGUUCAUUUGCUGAGCAGAGGCUACGUUCUGCCGGUGGUCGGCUAUAUCCGCAAGUGCCUGGAGAAACUGAACACGGACAUCUCUCUCAUCAGAUACUUUGUGACUGAGGUACUGGAUGUGAUCGCUCCUCCUUAUACAUCAGACUUUGUGCAGCUGUUCCUGCCCAUUUUAGAGAACGACAGUAUUGCCGGCACCAUUAAAACAGAGGGGGAGUGUGAUCCUGUCGCAGAGUUUAUAGCACACUGUAAAUCUAACUUCAUCAUGAUGAACUGACCUGGA